Boleophthalmus pectinirostris (great blue-spotted mudskipper) is the source of this 2364-nucleotide messenger RNA. RefSeq names its product extracellular calcium-sensing receptor-like. Gene Ontology annotation, biological process: G protein-coupled receptor signaling pathway. The transcript is spliced from 5 exons. Gene Ontology annotation, molecular function: G protein-coupled receptor activity. Gene Ontology annotation, cellular component: membrane. Lineage: Eukaryota; Metazoa; Chordata; Actinopteri; Gobiiformes; Gobiidae. The record is from RefSeq and is a predicted model, not a curated record. Bases 28 to 2364 code for a protein of 778 amino acids.
UUUCGAGAAUUUAAAUUUGCUCAAACAAUGAUUUUUGCUAUUAACGAGAUCAAUCAAGAUCCUAAUAUUCUCCCCAAUGUUACUCUGGGUUGGAAGAUAUAUGACAACUGUGGUACUAUGGAUAUACUCGGGGCUGGAAUGGCAUUGGUGAGUGGAGUAAGGCAAGAAAUUCAGGUUGGUAACUGUAACAAAAGCGAGACUGUGCAAGCAAUUUUGGGCCAUUCUGGAUCUACUCCAACUAUUGGAUUUGCCGAGGUUGUUGGAAGGUUCAGUAUACCUGUGAUCAGCCACUUUGCCACAUGUGCCUGCCUCACCAAUCGCAAAAAUUACCCAACUUUUUACAGAACCAUUCCCAGUGACUAUUACCAAAGCACUGCUAUGGCCAAGCUCAUCAAGCACUUUGGUUGGACCUGGAUAGGUGUGGUAGCUGUGAACAACUACUAUGGACUUAAUGGUGUUGCAUCUUUUGUUCAGUCCGCACAAGAAUAUGAAAUAUGCAUUGAGUACUCAGAAGCAUUUUCAUCCUCAGAUCCACCUGAACUUUUACAAAAAAUUGUUCAGGUGAUAAAACAUGCAACUUCUAGAGUGAUUUUGGCUUUCACGUCUCAUCGAGAAAUUAAGAUGCUGGCUGAAGAAUUGUAUAAGCAAAAUAUUACAGGGUUGCAGUGGGUUGGCAGUGAGGCAUGGAUCACAGACUACUCUCUGACUGACAGCAAAGGACAUAGCCUCCUCACUGGUUCUCUUGGAUUUGUUGUAAGCAAAACACAUAUUCCUGGAUUAGAGGAUCAUCUGAGAAGACUCCACCCAUCACAGUUCCCCAACAGCCAGUUUGCCAAGGACUUCUGGGAGAGUGUGUUUGACUGUUCACUGACAAAUUCUUCAAAUGCAAGCAGGAAACCAUGCACUGGCACAGAAAGUUUGCAAAAUGUGGAUAUAGAUUUCACUGAUGUAUCCGAGUUAAGAUUUGAGAAUAAUGUGUACAAGUCUCUGUACGCAGUGGCACAUGCGCUCGAUGACCUGUUCAAAUGUGAAGAGGGUAAAGGACCGUUUGCCAAUGGGAGCUGUGCUGAUAAGAAAAACAUAGAGCCAUCACAGGUGCUACACUACCUUGAUAAUGUCGAUUUUACCACCAGAGAAGGACAAAGAGUAUAUUUUGACAGUAAUGGAGACUCACCUGCAAGAUAUGAACUGGUGAAUUUGCAAACGACAGAUAAGGGUGCUUUGGAGGCUGUGACAGUUGGUUUAUUUGAUGCCUCAUUUCCAGAAAGCCAACAGUUUAUCAUGAAUAACAAAUCACUAAUAUGGGGCAAUAAUUCAAUGUUGACACCUGUGUCAGUGUGCAGUUCAAGCUGUCACCCAGGGACUCAUAAGGUUUUGACCAAAGGGAGGCCAGUCUGCUGUUAUGACUGUAUUCGCUGUUCAGCAGGAGAAAUUACAAACACAACAGAUGCAUUACAGUGCCUAAAAUGUUCCUCAGAAUUCUGGUCCAACAAACAGCGAGACACAUGCGUACCUAAAGUGGUGGAGUUCUUAGCCUACACUGAGCUCCUGGGUCACCUGUUGGUCCUAUUUGCAUUAAUGGGCUGGUUUCUGAGUAUGAUCGUUACACUUGUCUUCUACUGCCACAAAGAGACACCACUGGUCAGAGCCAAUAACUCUGAGCUGAGCUUCCUGCUGCUCUUCUCCCUCAGUCUGUGUUUCCUGUGCUCUCUCACCUUCAUCGGUCGUCCCUCUGAGUGGUCCUGCAUGCUGCGCCACACUGCGUUUGGCAUCACCUUUGUCCUCUGUAUCUCUUGUGUUCUGGGGAAGACUAUAGUGGUGCUCAUGGCCUUCAGAGCCACACUUCCAGGCAGUAAUGUCAUGAAAUGGUUUGGGCCUCUUCAGCAGAGACUUAGUGUUUUUGGAGCUACUCUUAUCCAAGUCCUUAUCUGUGUUCUGUGGUUAACAAUUAACCCUCCUUUUCCAAAUAGGAACAUGUUGUACUAUAAAGAUAAAAUUAUUUUAGAGUGCAACCUUGGGUCACCCAUUGGUUUCUGGGCAGUUCUUGGAUACAUAGGUCUGUUAGCUUUGUUGUGUUUUGUGUUGGCGUUUUUGGCUCGUAAACUUCCUGAUAACUUUAAUGAGGCCAAGUUCAUCACCUUCAGCAUGUUGAUCUUCUGUGCAGUCUGGAUCACUUUUAUCCCAGCUUAUGUCAGCUCUCCAGGAAAGUUCACUGUUGCUGUGGAAAUUUUUGCAAUUUUGGCCUCUAGUUAUGGUAUGUUGUUUUGUAUUUUCAUGCCAAAAGUUUUUAUAAUUUUGUUUCAACCAGACAAAAACACAAAGAAGCACAUAAUGGGAAAGACUCAGAAUUCUAUUAGAUAUUGA